CCCAUCACCACCGUCUUCCCAACAAAGAGCAGUCGAGUCAGAUAGGCUCACAUCAUCAGCACGGCAGGGCGUACGCUCUUGCCAUGAAGGUCACUAUCGAAGACUGGUCGGCGGUGGCCACCUGGGUUUGGGACUUAGCCGACCCCAAUGACCUCUGCGGUAUCUGUCAAAAUCAGUUCGACGGAGUCUGUGGUAGCUGCAAGACUCCUCGAGGUGGAGACGAGUGUCCUUUGCUCUUUGGUGAAUGCUCGCACGUCUUCCACAUGCACUGCAUUCUCAAGUGGCUCGAAGGCGACGCCAAGGAUCUUUGCCCGAUGUGCAAGAGAAAGUGGUCCGCCGCUACGGCUUCAGCGUACCAGGCCGAUUUGGCUGCAAAGGCAGAGGCAGAGGGUGCGGGUCUGGUUCAAGCUCAAGGAGGUCAGCAACAAGGACAGCAGCAGCAGCAGCAGCAAUAGCGGUG
Messenger RNA from Jaminaea rosea, 460 nucleotides. RefSeq names its product RING/U-box. Gene Ontology annotation, biological process: anaphase-promoting complex-dependent catabolic process; protein ubiquitination; positive regulation of mitotic metaphase/anaphase transition. Gene Ontology annotation, molecular function: cullin family protein binding; zinc ion binding; ubiquitin protein ligase activity. NCBI's taxonomy places the organism in Eukaryota, Fungi, Basidiomycota, Exobasidiomycetes, Microstromatales. The transcript has 4 exons. The coding region runs from base 84 to 455 and encodes 123 amino acids. Gene Ontology annotation, cellular component: anaphase-promoting complex; nucleus. The record is from RefSeq and is a predicted model, not a curated record.